CAGAGAAGAGUCUCUCCAGAUCAGAACACCAGAUGGACAACGCUAGCCCUUCCGCCCUCCCAGAGUCCCUGUGUCGUACCUCUCCCAGUAGCACCUUACUGCUGGGUCUGAAGAGGUUGUCUGUGCGGCUGGUGGACUGCAGGAAAACAACGGGGCUGAGUGGAACUGUGAGAGGAGGAGAAGAGAAGAAAGGAGCAGAUUUGAUUCAUCAAAGAGAAAAUCCAAAGUCGGAGGAACCAGAGACGUCCAAACCAGCAAGACGACACCUCUGCUCCCAGUGUGGAACUAGGUUUGCCAAGUUAGGAAGCCUGAAAAGACAUGAGAAGACACACACAGUAGAGAAGCCAUACCAUUUCUCCCAGUGUGGAAAGACUUUAAACCGGUUAGACAACCUGAAAUCACAUCAGCAAAUACACACAGUGGAGAAGCCGUACCACUGCUCCCAGUGUGGAAAGAGUUUUAACAGGUUAGACACCCUGAAAAGACAUGAGAGGGCACACACGGGAGUGAAGCCACACCAUUGCGCCCAGUGUGGAAAGAGUUUUAACCGGUUAGACUACCUGAAAGCUCAUGAGCGAAUACAUACAGGGGAGAAGCUUUUCCAUUGCUCCCAGUGUGGAAAGAGUUUUAACCGGUUAAACUACCUGAAAGCUCAUAAGCGAAUACACACAGGGGAGAAGCCUUUCCAUUGCUCCCAUUGUGGAGAGAGUUUUAACUGGUUAGCAUCCCUGAAAAUACAUGAGAGGACACACACAGGAGCGAAGCCACACCAUUGCGCCCAGUGUGGAAAGAGUUUUAACCGCUUAGGAAACAUGAAAGCUCAUGAGCGAAUACACACAGGGGAGAAACCUUUCCAUUGCUCCCAUUGUGGAAAGAGUUUUAAUCAGUUAGACAACUUGAAAAGACAUGAGAGGACACACACAGGAGCGAAUCCAUACCAUUGCGCCCAGUGUGGAAAGAGUUUUAACCGCUUAGGAAACAUGAAAGCUCAUCUGAGAAUCCACACAGGAGAGAAUAAUUACUUAUCCUAUCAGCAGAUGGCGAUGUGCGUCUUUCAGCCUCAACAACAUCCUGAUGCUGAUGAGGCAGAGAAGAGUCUCUCCAGAUCAGAACACCAGAUGGACAACACUAGCCCUUCCGCCCUCCCAGAGUCCCUGUGUCGUACCUCUCUCAGUAGCACCUUACUGCUGGGUCUGAAGAGGUUGUCUGUGCGGCUGGUGGACUGCAGGAAUACAACGGGGCUGAGUGGAACUGUGAGAGGAGGAGAAGAGAAGAAAGGAGCAGAUUUGACUCAUCAAAGAGAAAAACCAAAGUCGGAGGAACCAGAGACGUCCAAACCAGCAAGACGACACCUCUGCUCCCAGAUUGGAAAGAGUUUUACCAAGUUAGGAAGACUGAAAAGACAUGAGAGGGGACACACAGGAGAGAAGCCACACCAUUGUGCCCAGUGUGGAAAGAGUUUUAAAGCAUUAGGAAAGCUGAACGCUCAUGAGCAAAUACAUACAGGAGAGAAGCCAUACCAUUGCUCCCAGUGUGGAAAGAGUUUUAACCGGUUAGGAAACAUGAAAUCUCAUGUGCGAGUACACACAGGGGAGAAGCCUUACCACUGCUCAUUGUGUGGAACUAGGUUUGCCAAGUUAGGAGCCCUGAAAUCUCAUCAGCAAAUACACACAGGGGAGAAGCCUUACCACUGCUCCCAUUGUGGAAAGCGUCUUAACAGGUUAGACACCCUGAAAAGACAUGAGAAGGCACACACAGGAGUGAAGCCACACCAUUGCGCCCAGUGUGGAAAGCGUUUUAACCACUUAGGAAACAUGAAAGCUCAUGAGCGAAUACACACAGGGGAGAAGCCUUUCCAUUGCUCCCACUGUGGAAAGAAUUUUAAACGGUUAGACACCCUGAAAAGUCAUGAGAGAAUCCACACAGGGGAGAAGCCUUACCACUGCUCCCAGUGUGGAAAGAGUUUUAGCCAUUUAGGAAACCUGACAGCUCAUGUGCGAAUCCACACGGGGGAGAAGCCUUACCACUGCUCCCAGUGUGGAAAGCAUUUUAGCCAGUUAAGAAAGCUGAAACAACACAUGAGACUGCACACAGGGGAGAAGCCUUACAAACUCUCAGUCUGAGGGAAGACAUAUUACUCAUCACAGUCACUUAAAAGUAAUGCGAGAAUCCACAUAGGAGAGAAUAAUUACUUCUAGUGUGUAAAUUGAUAUUUCACAUCACAAAGUUCAUGAGAACAUACACAGUGCUCCCAUUGUCUUAUAUUGUUGACAUGAGAAUGUAUUUACUUGUUUAUUCCAUAUGACAUUUAAUUAUACUAAGUAUACUUAAAAAUAUAUUUGUAUGAUUUUAUUAGAAAACAUGAAUUGAGUAUGGAGUGUCAGUUUGAAUAUAGAGUAGAUCAGAUUCCAUGUGUUUAAAUUGUCCUUUUUUAAACUCUGACUGUGUGUGUUUAUCUGGGUGUGUCAUUCCUCCAGCAUUACAGAUAAUCAAGUGAUAUUUGGAUGUGAUGCAUUUGCUCCAUGGCAUUGUUGGCCCACUGAUGAUUUAAUGAAAUAAAUGUUCCCUGACUCUGUAAUGGAACAUUUUCAUUGUAUGUGUCCACAUAUCUGAGUUACAUAUGGAGUAUAUCUUGCUACAUUUGCACACACUGCAUAUAUAUUUUCUGUUGUAUUUUUGACUUUAUGUUUUGUUUUACCCC
Molecule: messenger RNA, 2701 nt
Organism: Coregonus clupeaformis (lake whitefish)
Lineage: Eukaryota; Metazoa; Chordata; Actinopteri; Salmoniformes; Salmonidae
Product: zinc finger protein 850-like
Exons: 7
Coding region: 33-2123 (696 amino acids)
Biological process (GO): regulation of transcription by RNA polymerase II; central nervous system development
Cellular component (GO): nucleus
Molecular function (GO): DNA-binding transcription factor activity, RNA polymerase II-specific; RNA polymerase II cis-regulatory region sequence-specific DNA binding
Source: RefSeq, a predicted model, not a curated record